UUUUGGUGUAACUGUAGAGUAUUUUCCUUCAUAUGGAUUAAAACAUGAAAAUAAACUAAAAAUAAAACUUUCCAGAUAUACAAUAAUACUCUUACAGUAAACAUUAAAUUUUUAAUCUCACUUCUAUUCCAUUUAAUCUCAGUGCUGUCUCAGAGAAACUGUAGAUAUUUAUUCUAAGUGCUGUAGUGUGUAUAACUCUCCUCACCCCUGCACACAGAUACACCAGGGUUUGAUUCACCCAACAGACCGUUUCCUCUUUGUCUCUGGUCUGAUACACAAUGCUUCAGUUUACAACUCUCUCUGUGUUUCUCUGUGUCAUGGGUUUGCUCUCAGAGACUCUGAGCUCUUUAACUUUGGAGGCAGAAGCUGGAGAUAACGUCACUAUUUGGUGCCAACAUGAUCUGAAACGUCCAGAAAAGAUCUUCUGGUUUAAACACAUGUGUGAUUCAGUUCCACUUCUUCUUGGGUGUAAAAGGUUUUUGACAUCAGCUCCAUCAGAAAAUUGUGUGUUCUUUAGUGAGAGUGAGAGAAUAGUGAUGUCUGUUCAUGGCAGUAAAACGUCUCUCACAAUCACUGCAGUAAACGUCUCUGAUACAGGACUCUAUUACUGCAGCUUCACUGAGAGAAUGAUCUUCAGAAACUCCACCUAUUUACACGUGAAAGGGCAAAAGAAAACACUUUCUGAAAACCAAGACAGAGGAAAAGGUUCUGUGUCUCCUGCUGUGUUCUUCAUGCUGAUUGUGGUGUUUGGUGCAGUGAUUGUGUUUCUUCUCACUGUCCUGAUCUUCAUCAUACUGAAACACAGAAAAACACACAGAGGUGCUGACACUGAAGCUCAAGAUAAAGAGGUUUCUGACUCGGACUCUGUGAAUUACGCUGCACUUCAGUUCUCUAAGAAGAAAACCAAGAGGGACAAGAGACACGAUGUAAAGGAGGAUCCACAUGUUGUGUAUUCUUCAGUGGGACAGAGGAAUGUGUGAACAUAAUGUCACAUAUCAUUUACUGCUUACUUCAUAUGACACUGAUGUUUCUGAAAUCACAUUUACAGACUCAGUAUUAUUAUAUAACUGCAAGAUCUUCAGGAUUCUGUACAUUUAUUUUUUUUACUUGAAAUCCAGUAUCAAAUCUGUUACUUUAUCGUCCAGUGUAAUAAAAUAUUCAGGGGCAAAUUAAUUAUUUCUUUGUUUUGGUCUAAUAAAAUAACAGAUUU
Hemibagrus wyckioides is the source of this 1210-nucleotide messenger RNA. RefSeq lists its product as uncharacterized. Bases 279 to 980 code for a protein of 233 amino acids. Gene Ontology annotation, biological process: response to bacterium. The record is from RefSeq and is a predicted model, not a curated record. Lineage: Eukaryota; Metazoa; Chordata; Actinopteri; Siluriformes; Bagridae. The transcript is spliced from 6 exons.